Molecule: messenger RNA, 2080 nt
Organism: Prunus mume (Japanese apricot)
Lineage: Eukaryota; Viridiplantae; Streptophyta; Magnoliopsida; Rosales; Rosaceae
Gene: ERF1-1
Product: eukaryotic release factor 1-1
Biological process (GO): translational termination
Molecular function (GO): translation release factor activity
Source: RefSeq, a predicted model, not a curated record
CAGCACCAGGGGACUUGCUAUAUAUCAAGAGAGCCGCCUUCAUCGCUCCUCUCCCUUAAUAUAAAAAAAAUAUCGUCCGCUGAUAUCUUCUCUCGACUCUCGACUCUCACGGCUGCGUGCUUUCCCAUCAGGCCAUUAAUUGUUGUUUCAGCUGUUGCUGUGAUUCCUCAGAAUGGCAGAUGGUCAUGAGACUGAUAAGAACAUCGAGAUAUGGAAGAUUAAGAAACUGAUCAAGGCUCUUGAAGCUGCAAGGGGUAAUGGAACCAGCAUGAUUUCUCUCAUCAUGCCUCCCCGGGAUCAAAUCUCUCGUGUUACUAAGAUGCUUGGUGAUGAAUUUGGAACUGCUUCAAACAUCAAGAGCAGGGUGAAUCGUCAGUCUGUUCUUGGUGCAAUUACAUCUGCUCAGCAGAGGCUCAAGCUUUACAACAAGGUUCCUCCUAAUGGGCUGGUGCUGUACACGGGAACAAUUGUAACUGAUGAUGGGAAGGAAAAAAAGGUCACAAUUGAUUUUGAGCCUUUCAGGCCAAUCAAUGCGUCUCUUUACCUCUGUGACAACAAGUUUCAUAUUGAAGCUCUGAAUGAACUCUUAGAAUCUGAUGACAAAUUUGGUUUCAUUGUCAUGGAUGGUAAUGGGACACUUUUUGGGACAUUAAGUGGCAACACUAGGGAAGUGCUUCAUAAAUUUAGUGUGGACCUCCCAAAGAAACACGGAAGAGGAGGGCAGUCAGCUCUACGUUUUGCUCGUCUUCGAAUGGAGAAGCGCCACAACUAUGUUAGGAAGACAGCAGAGCUUGCCACACAGUUCUAUAUUAAUCCUGCCACCAGCCAGCCCAAUGUUUCAGGAUUAAUAUUGGCUGGGUCAGCUGACUUCAAGACUGAGCUUAGUCAGUCAGAUAUGUUUGAUCCCCGUCUGCAAGCCAAAAUACUGAAUGUGGUGGAUGUUUCUUAUGGAGGGGAGAAUGGUUUCAACCAGGCUAUUGAGCUGUCAUCCGAGAUCCUGUCCAACGUUAAGUUUAUACAGGAAAAGCGCUUGAUAGGCAAAUACUUUGAGGAGAUUAGCCAGGACACAGGAAAGUAUGUUUUUGGUGUGGAUGACACACUAAAAGCUCUGGAGAUGGGUGCUGUUGAAAUUCUUAUUGUGUGGGAAAGUUUGGACAUCAAUAGGUAUGUGCUAAAAAAUACCACUACUGGUGAGAUUAUAGUUAAACAUUUCAACAAGGACCAGGAAAACAAUCAGAGCAACUUCCGGGAUUCUGCCAACGCUGAAUUAGAGGUUCAGGACAAGAUGGCACUGUUGGAGUGGUUUGCUAAUGAAUACAGGCGGUUUGGUUGUACUCUUGAGUUUGUCACCAACAAAUCACAGGAGGGGUCACAGUUCUGCCGUGGUUUUGGUGGCAUUGGAGGAAUUCUUCGCUACCAGCUUGAUAUGAGGUCAUUCGACGAGUUUUCUGAUGAUGGAGAAGUUUAUGAUGACUCUGAAUAGCAAUCAAUCAACUCUUCCCCAAUACUGGUGCAGGAAGGUGGGGUGCGAAAAGCCUGCACCAGUGCGCUCGGAGUCGUCGUUGCUGCCGCUGCUCCUGAGCAAUGCUCACGAAAUUUCGCAGGCUUGAUCCAGGACAUUACAUUGUUAUCUGAUCCUGAAAAGCUUGAUCCGGUGAUUUCAUCUGGAUCGGAAAAUAGGCUGGGCAUAUCGAUCAACCAGAAUGAGGACAUGAUGCUAAGAGCUGCUUCCGUUGGAUCGAGACCUUGCGAACUUAUGCACCCAUGUUAUGAGAACCCCAUGAACGAUUCUGGUCUUUGGAGUAGUGCUUUUGGUUAAGUUAGUUGUUAUUGGUGGUUUUCUUAUGACUUCCAGUUGUGUCAUGUCAAAACAAUUUACUAGUAGCAUUGUGGCUCAUCAGUGAGAUGUAGCCGGGCUGAAUAAUCAUGUUUUAACUAGUACUACGUUAUCUACUUGUGGUCAUCUUCUGAAGUAUUCUGUUCUAGGGUUGUUGUCAUAUAAACCCUUUUUUCUUUGUGCUAUGAACCCCUUUUGGAGCUUUUAUAUGCAAUGUAUGUAUGGAUUGAAUAUUUGCAUAAA